Molecule: messenger RNA, 1783 nt
Organism: Amoebophrya sp. A25
Lineage: Eukaryota; Dinophyceae; Syndiniales; Amoebophryaceae
Source: the annotation of a GenBank genome assembly
AAGACCUUUCUCGAGCCGAUUCCUACUUGUUGCCCUCUAGGUUGAUAAAUGAGAACAACAGAGUAAAAUAUGUCUCUGAUGAAGCACCGAAGAGGGAUGAUUGAAUACUUACAACUGCUAUAGCAGUGCAUUAAAUUAUGAAGGACAUCGACACUUGUGAAAACGCCAAAAUGGAGCGCCUGGUUUCGGUUGUACAAAGCACUGCGCACCCAAGGGUGUGCUUAUUUCACGUGCUAUUCAAGUGUGUUGCUCUGCUCACAUAUAUGUUUGGUUCUCUCUUGUUGAGCUACGUGAACACCUUUGUGCUCGUGAUGCUUGCUCUUGCGUUUGACUUUUGGACAGUGAAAAACGUCACCGGCAGGCUUUUGGUACUAUCUUGUUUUCGUACGUAAGGUUGCACCCUAAAAUUUAAUUUGCCUUCAAUAUGUUGCCUUAUUUUUCAAUCACGCACCUUCCCGCAAUCCGUGAAGAACAAGAAUUUUGCUGCAAAAAUAAGAUUGAUAGAUGAAGAAUGUCCACAAUGGCGAGGUAAAUCAUACAUAUUCUUCCCUUCUUGUCGUGUUUGCAAGUCUGUUUUCAAAAACGAGGACAGAAAGAACGAUGCCGAAAAUUGAUCAUCUUUAUAUAUUGAAUUAUUCUUCCAUUUUCCUCGAUGCAGGUUGGUCUUCGUUGGUGGAACGAGGUGCAGGAGGACGGAACCUCGCUUUGGGUCUUCGAGAGUCAUCAAUCAGAGCUUUCCUUGGACCAAGGUGACCGUUUCGUUUUCUGGAACACGCAGUACGUCUUUGUGGCCUUAUGGAUCACACUUUCCAUCAUCAAUGUGUUAACGCUAAGCCUGUCGUGGUUGCUGUUGUCCGCUUGCGGAGUGAGCUUCGCCGCAGCGAACCUCGUGGGUUAUUGGAAAUGCAGCAGGGACGCGCAGGCCCGGCUCUUGGAGAACAUCAGCAACAACGCGGUUACGGGUGUCGUCUUCAAUCGCAUGGUCAAUCUGCGAUUGAUGGAGAAACUUUCGGGAUCGCUCACCGGUAGCUCCCAACAAGGUGAGUCCUAUUCCAAUCCCGGUGCUGCCUCAUCUCCUCAGACGAGUCAGCCUCCGGUCGUCAUGGGCAAACCACCAUCGUCCUUUCCCUUUGCCCUUAAGAACAGUUUUAAAUUGAUACUUCGCCUGGAUGGUGAAUUUUACUGAUGGAAUUCAAUAUGCAAUGUCUACUCCAUAAGUUUUCUCAAUUUGAUGAGUUUUCGUCCUAGGACUCUACUUAGGCAAAUUCCUUCAUGCACUCUCAAGUAGUUGCAACAUCAAAAAUGUUUAUGCAUUUAUUUUAGGAGGAAAGUCGUGUCGAGGACCACGCAGUCCCAAACCUACAAGAAGAGCAAUGCCAACGAACUAUUGUUGAGAACCUCUAAGGCAUGGGAUGGAGAAGUUUUCCGGCUGGAACCAGAACCACCACCGGGCAUGCGAGAAGACAGUCCGCCGCGAGAUGAUUCGAUUGGAGGAAAAUAGAACUACUUGUAGCCAUGUUCAGCAUUCCACAAAUACUCAUGGUUUGGUAUUGUCAUGGUGACUUUUGUGAUCGAUUCGCACUUUCUGUGUUAUUCAACAGACGGAUCUGCGCACAAACUUGGAUGAUUCCGCUACUAGCAUAGCGCUUUGGUGGGUGAUACUUAGUGCCAUGGUAACGACAUGUUCGACUUCGAGCGAAUGUUGUGUCGAGAAAGUUUGAUAUUGAGGGCUUAUCCGACUUGGAAGUUUGACGUGAAUUUUUUGAAUCCAAGACCUUACACG